Molecule: messenger RNA, 380 nt
Organism: Antechinus flavipes (yellow-footed antechinus)
Lineage: Eukaryota; Metazoa; Chordata; Mammalia; Dasyuromorphia; Dasyuridae
Product: zinc finger protein 90-like
Exons: 4
Coding region: 141-380 (79 amino acids)
Biological process (GO): regulation of DNA-templated transcription
Source: RefSeq, a predicted model, not a curated record
UCCACACGUGUCCAUUGCGCCCAGCUGGAUGUCGGACGUCGGUUCUUGGAGCGCAAUUCAGCGGUGCUAGUGGUAACGCGGUGGCUGCUUCUCGCCCUGAUCUGAUGUUGUGAAGAGUUUGUAGGAUCAUCAGCGUAGAGAUGGCUUCCGUGACGUUCAGAGACGUGGCCGUGGACUUCACCCUGGAGGAAUGGGGGCAGCUGCGCCCUUCCCAGAAGGAGCUGUACCGGGACGUAAUGCUGGAGAACUACCGGAACCUGGUGUGCCUGGGACUUGCAGCCUCCAGUCCAGAGGUGAUUUACCAGCUGGAGCAAAUGGAAGAUCCUUGGGUGCCUGAGGGAGAGAUCCCAACCGCCAGCUGUCCAGGGUUAUGUAACUAG